Molecule: messenger RNA, 1887 nt
Organism: Arctia plantaginis
Lineage: Eukaryota; Metazoa; Arthropoda; Insecta; Lepidoptera; Erebidae
Source: the annotation of a GenBank genome assembly
AUGGCCGUUAUUGAAAAUUCAUGCAGACAUGACCUUACUGAAAUACCAAGAAAAAAUGGAAAACUCGUUCGAAGACGCUGCGUCAUCUGCUACGCCAAAAGGAAAGCUGAAGGCAGUCCAUUAAAAGCUAAACAAGUGAACACAGAGUGUUUAGAAUGCGGGAAGGGAAAGCUGAUACAAAUGUCGACGGGCGCUACUCUUAUGGCUUACGACGGAUUCACCUUUUGGAAAGAAUGCCGCAAACACUUAAAUGAUGGUGGCCUAAUCAAUUGGUACUGUUCUUCUAAAAGACAAUGCAACUGCAAAGUGUUUUACUGUACUAUUUAUUCUGGUGACGACUUUGUGCAGUGUGUGCCAACCAAGAAGGGACACCAGAUACUGUUCAAGGGUUAUACUUAUGUUUUUAAAAAUGAACAACUACCUGAGUGGACUUCGAUUUACUUUUUGAAAGUUUCAAAUGAUGAAAUCAAAUGCAACCUGUGUGAUAUCAACUUAAAAGUUGAUGAAAAAUCUUUGGAACUUUUGGAGCACUUGAAAACCAUGCACAAGGAUGUUUACGACCUCCACAAAGACAAUCCAGAGGCAACAGUCGGUUUCCGUAUUGAGUUCUUGCACUUAAAUAUGUUGAAAGAUGACGUAGAUCCAAAGACACAACCUGUUAUAUUGGGAGAGGUUUGUGAAGCUACCACCGAACCAAUAAUUGAUGAUGAAACCGCAAUACAAUUGUCGAGCGAAAAGGCUGAUGAGAUUAUCCAGAAGGAUGUUGAUACCAGCAUGCACUAUGUGUUAAUUGACAACAGUAAAAAGAAAACUAGAGAGAGCACUGGCCCUCGUAAAAGAAGCUGGGUGUGGAAGUAUUUUGACAAGCUGAGUAACAUCAUCUACCGUUGUCGUUUGUGCAAUGUGGUGCUGUCCAUCAAAGGUUGCAACUCCAACAAUAUGAACCGCCACGUAAGAACACGGCAUCCUCUGGUGUUCAAGAGCGAGGUGACCAAGCGGGAGAGGGUUGACAGUGUACACGUCAUCACCAGCGAAAUGGACACACCUUAUGCGAUAAAAACUGAAGAGAUAUAUGCAAGUGAUAAAGACUAUGAAGAGAUUUCUGAAAGUCCAAGUCAAAAGCUCCGUCGCAGCUGGAUCUGGUCUUACUUCGACCGCGUGUCCAGCACACAGGCGCAGUGCAAGCUGUGUAAGCGACACAUAUGUCAUGGCGGCAACGCUACCGGAAAUAUGAACAGACAUCUCAAGAUGAUACAUAAAAAGACUGCUUGCUCAUAUGACCAGAGCUUGACCACCUGGGUGUGGAAAGUGUUCGAGGACUCGGACGAUGACUUCUACACCUGUAAGAUAUGUCAGUUCAAGUGUCUAAAGCACACGGACAUAGAGAAAAGCAUGGAAGCAAUACUAAACCACCUUAAAGUAGAGCACGGCGUCGUGUCUGGUGAUCAAAUCAUCACUGGGAAAUUUUCAAGAAUUAAUUCUUCAGAAAGAAAACGGCGAGGUGCAGGUUGGAGUCAAGAGGAUCUAGUUAAAGCCCUGCAUGAUAUUGGUAGUGGCCAAAUAUCACAGAACGCGGCCGCUAUAAAAUAUAACAUACCACGCAGGACUCUCAGAAACCAUUUAAAAACGGGUAGUACAGAAAAGAUCAUUGGAAGAAAAGCUAUUUUUACAGAAAAACAAGAGAGGGAAUUCGCAGAAAGUAUUAAGAAAAAUACAUCAAAAGGCACACCUUUAACUCCGAAAAUGAUACGUCAACAAGCUUUUCUGUAUUGCAAAAGGCACAAUAUUAAAAACAAUUUUAACAAUAAAACAUCCAUGGCUGGAAGAGCGUGGCUAGAAAGGUUUCUAGAAAGAAAUAUUAAUAUACCAGCAGUUGUAAAACACUAA